UUCGUAGAGCAAAUGAUAAUAGAAAUCUGGAAAAAUUAGAUGCUAAUUGCUUUACAUUUUUUAUUUGUGUAUAUCGAAUGGGUGUAAAUUUUUUAAAAUGUUGCAAAUUGGUGAUUAAUUCAAAACCUUUUUUAGAUUAUUUUGAUGUUGCUUACUUCUAAUGUAAUAACUUAAAAUGGCUAGGAUGGGGAUUGUUUAUUUAGUAGCAUUUUGUUUAUUUCAAUAUGCUGUUGGUUUCGAGCAGCAUUUUCAGUUUUGUAACAACAACACAAAAGUGCGAAGCUGUACGCCCCAGAUACUAGGAGAGGGUAAUUCUGAUGAUGACAGCUGCAAACUCGAAAUUAUACCACCAAAUAGUUCAGAUUGUGUAGACAGUUUUGGUCCCAUAGAGAAUAAUGCUCAUAUUGGUGGUGUAAGCUUACACCCAUAUAUUUUACCAGUUGAAGUUAAAACCAGCACAGAAUAUCAUAGCAAUAACUAUACUGUGUUAAAUAUCACAUUCAGUAAUAUAAAGUGGAAAACAAUGAAGUUUCGUUUUCAAAAAUAUAAUAACAAAGAGAGUCACUGUAGGAACAUUGUAAUAUCUAAUGAUGUAACAUUUAAUGAUCAGUCAGUGCUAUAUUAUGAUUGUUAUUGGUCAUUGACUGAUGGUGACUAUAAUGGUCAAAGCCAUAUACUAGAUUUUGAGGCCACAGAUGAUUAUGUUGUCAAUAGAGGCAGAUAUUACUUCAACAUUCCAUCUGCGCAAAUGCUAAGCCCAACUAUUAGUGAAAAAGAUUGGAAACCAUUUGUUUACAUUGAAAUAUUAACACCAACUAUGAACCUGCAUAUAAUACCACCCCCAGCGCAACUAAAAAUACAUUCCUACCAAAUAGAUGUGAUGAAACAAUGUGAUCAUAAGAACCAAUGUGAGGAAUUAGUUAAAACCGCUAUCAUCAAAGUGAAGAAUAGUACAAAAGAAGUGACAUAUACCUAUAGUCUUCUGAAUUCACCUGGACUUUACUAUUUUAAAGUAACACCUCAGCAUGAAAAGUGUAAAGGACAAAUGUUAGAAUGCCAGUUUGUAGAAAGCCCAAGGAUUACAAUAAAAAGUGAGGUGCAUCAAGCUAUGAAUAUCUGCAUAGCAAGCAUAACGGCUCUCAUCCUGGCAACAUUGUUUAUUUAUUACAUAGUUCUACGCGGAAUUCGACGAUACUGGUGCAAGGAAUACGGCCAAGGUAGAUCUAAAAUUCCUCCACCAACAAAGGUCCUGAUAAUAUACCCGACUGCCAGCCGUCUCCACGCAGAAUGCGUAGCUUCCUUUGUCACCUACCUUCGUGCGGAAUACGGAUUCGAUAUUAUGUACGAUGGCGACAUUUCUACCACAUCGCACGGAGACCCCUACAUAUGGGCGGAAGAGGCUUUCAAACUCGCUUCUCACAUUGUCUACGUAGUUGGACCAGCUGAGGACACAAAUCUCUACAACAAUAUAUACGAUAAACCUAUCAUAACCGCCCACAAAGUCGAUCUUCUCCUGCUAUCCCUCCUCCGGUCCACAAAAACUUCGAAGCCCAAAAAGUAUGUCGUGAACGUAUUCUUCGAACACUCGGACGGCGAUAUACCAGUCGAAACGAGAAACGAUCGAGUUUUCUUCCUAAUAAAGGAUUGGCAAAAGUUUGUUGCGUACUUAUCGAGGAAUUUGUUGCCGAGGAAACAACUGAUGCGAACAGAGAAGGGUAAGUGCUUUUUGGACGAUUUGUCUAGGGCUAAGAAGUUGCUGAGCAACAGUCGUGACGAUCACGUCAUAAAGUUUGAUAAGAAUUGCGUUGAGAAGAAAGCUGUGCUGUGAAUUACGGAUUUUUAAAAUUCGAAAAAAGAAUUUCAUUGUUUUCUUUGUAAUAUAGAAAAUCGACUGUACUACAUUACACAGAUUACUAUUUUAAAUAUAAUACCUCUAUUAAUGUGUGUCAUCUGUCGUAAACAAAAGACGAACAGUAUAAUUUUGAAACUGGCAUAAAGUUAAACUAUUGCCAUUAUAUAAAAAAAAGAAAAACUAUAAUUUUACAGAUCUACUUAUUCUGAAAGGGUAUUUAUAUAUUUUAAUCAAAAACUUUUUUUUAAUUUACUGCAAUGGUUCUCACAAUACUUGCGACGGAUAAUUUUUGUAUGCGUAUGGUGUCUAUUGUGUAGAAUUUACCUUAUUUUUUUAUUAGAAUAUCAAUAAGUUUUGAUUUAAAAUAAAUAAUUUUAAGAUAAGUUAAAAAUUCUUGUAUUUUGUCUAAUUGAAUAUAUCCCCCUGUGAAUUGGGGAUACAACCGAGUUACUUCGGUUUAUAAUAUUUUUCAUAUCAACUUGAAUUCAACUUACCAGUAAAAUUCUCCAAUUGUUUUCCUAACUCUCCUUACAGAAUAAUAGAUAUACUUGCAGUAAUUAUAUGUAUAAUCAUUGUAUGUAUAUAAGGUGGAUUUUGCAGCUAAAAUGUUUAUGAUUGUAAUAAGUCUGGCCAUUUUCUAUUGAAAAAGAUAAUAUUUUUUGUCGUUGAGAAAUAUUAAUAUUGUUAUAAAUUGAUGGAAUAGGACAGGGGUAGUGAAAGUGAUAUUCAUGAAAGAAGUCUAGAACAUUCUUUAUGAAAAUAACUUGAAAAUCACGAAGUUUAAAAUUGUGUCUUCUAUGUGGUUCUAUCUUUGAUUAACCAUAAAUAAAAUAAUAUUUAUUAACUUCUGUAGUUAUAUAUUCAUUGUGGGAAUGUGUAAUAGACAUUAAACGAAGAGUAUUUAUGAGAAUUUGUGAAAGUUAUGGUUUGAAUUAAUCCCGACAAAAUUUUAAUUUUCAAUUACAAAAUUCGUUGUAGAUUUUUGCAUUUGAAUAUAUGUUAGAAAUUCCUUGUAGUAUAGUUUUCGGGAAGGGUUUAAACGUGUCGUGUUUAAAAUUUGUAAAAUUUUAAUAAUUUAAAAUCUGGUGUUUUCAAAAGCCAAAUACACUAGGGAGCAAAAAGUGUUUUGCGUUUAGAGGAUUUUUAUUUUCACUAUUGCUGUGGCCUACAGUAAAUGGUAGUUAAUAGAAUCGCCGCCCUGGGUUGUGACGAUUCCAGCAUAUAGAGUGAUCAAGCAAUGCUCUCCAGUGUAUUUGUAGCUUUGGCAUUGUGGUAGAGUAAAAUGUUUAAUUUGUAUAUGCAACAUACAGCUUUUUGAUUGUCAUAGUAUUCAGCCUUCAAAUUACUUGUGCCUCUACGCUAUACCCGAUGUUAACUCUUGACUUGUUCGGACUGCCAAGUGUCAACCCUCACCUUCGGCUCGGGUAGACAUUUGUCGGAACUCUUUGCAAUGACAGGCUUUCCGCACUUGUAAUGAAAUAUGCUAUUUCGGUUUAUCAAAUGCUUUACGUGUAUGACUUAUGACGAGUUCUAAAUUGUGCUCCUGAAUGGUAGAUGAUGUUGACUGUAUUUGCUUAAAAUUUAAAAACUUUUUUCUUCACCUUUUGUACAUAAUUCUAUUUUCACUUAUACAUUUGAUUAAAAAUUAUUUAGAUUUUCACUAUUACGUUGUUAAUCUGGCAUCAAUGAAUUUUUAAAUUUGUAGAGUAUAAUAGAUUCUUACCAGACUUUAAAUGGUACUAUCAGCAAUCAGCUUGUGAAUUUUCGAUUGCAGUAUUUUGUGUAAAUCCUAAACAAUAUUUAUCUCUACUGACAUUUGCUUAAAAUUUUACGUUUAUAAAACUAUUUCAAGAAUUCCCAUUAUAUUAAUAGUAUUUCGUAUUGUUUGUAUCAAAUGUUAUAUAUUAUUAGCUUGUAGCACAAAACUCUGUGCCACUAUGUCGAUUUCACUAAUAAUUAGUGUGAAACAUUAUACAUAAUAAUUAAACGAUAACAUACGUUUUUAAAUUACACUUUUAUUCGAUUUCGGUAAUAAUAAUACUAUUAGUAUUAUUAUUACUAAAAUUUCAACGAAUACAUCGUAAUCGGUUUUUAGUCAAUGUUGACUGCUGAUAGUAGAAUCUAAUCAAAUCGUUCAAUCGUUUAAAGUGCCAUAGCCACUAAAUUGUUGAGAUAAAUGUCCAAUAUACUAUUUUAUAAAUCACUAACAGAGUAUUUAUAGAUGUCACUUUAAAAUUCUUGUUGAUCUCAAAGUCUGUUAAAAUGUGUGUUCUCUUGUUAUACAGGACUUUUAAGCUCAAUAUAUUAUACUUGUGAUGUAUUUUUGUAAUAAACAUUAUUAAACAUU
Molecule: messenger RNA, 4199 nt
Organism: Pieris rapae (cabbage white)
Lineage: Eukaryota; Metazoa; Arthropoda; Insecta; Lepidoptera; Pieridae
Exons: 6
Coding region: 176-1828 (550 amino acids)
Source: RefSeq, a predicted model, not a curated record